Messenger RNA from Podarcis raffonei (Aeolian wall lizard), 981 nucleotides. RefSeq names its product peroxiredoxin like 2C (gene PRXL2C). Lineage: Eukaryota; Metazoa; Chordata; Lepidosauria; Squamata; Lacertidae. The record is from RefSeq and is a predicted model, not a curated record. The transcript has 6 exons. Bases 122 to 802 code for a protein of 226 amino acids.
GCCGCCCUCGCCUUCCCUUCCCUCCUCUGGGCGGAGUUCCCCAGCCCAAAACAAGGGAAGGAGUCCAGGCUCUCCGCCCCGGCCGGCCUCCCCCCUCCGCCUCCCUGCCCGGGGUCCCAGCAUGGCGGGCCAGGGCGCCCCGGGGGCCCCGCUGCCCGUCACGCGCCAAGUGGGUGCCCGGGUUCGCCCCCUCGCCGAUGCGCCCAUGGAGCUGCGAGACGCCGCCCGGCGCCUGGUGGUGGACGCGGCCGGGAAAGCGGUUCCCUUCGGCUCCCUGUACCGGGAGCGGAAGGCGAUCGUGGUGUUUGUGCGGCAUUUCUUGUGUUACGCCUGUAAGGAAUAUGUGGAAGAUCUGGGCAAGAUUCCCAAGACAUUUUUACAAGAUGCAAAUGUCAGACUUGUGGUUAUUGGACAAUCAUCGCACCAUCACAUUAAGCCGUUUUGCACUUUGACAGGUUAUUCUCAUGAAAUGUAUGUGGAUCCUGAAAGGGAAAUCUACAGGACGCUUGGGAUGAAAAGGGGUGAAGCAUCCGCUACAACAGUGCAAAGUCCUCAUGUAAAAUCCAACCUGCUGUCAGGAAGCAUCAAGAGCGUGUGGAGAGCAAUGACGAGCCCUGCAUUUGAUUUUCAAGGAGAUCCAGCUCAGCAGGGGGGCACUUUGAUUUUAGGUCCAGGGAAUGAAAUCUACCAUGUGCACCUUGACCAAAACAGGUUGGACCAUGUUCCCAUUAACACUGUUUUGCAACUUGCUGGAGUUCAAGCAGUAAACUUCACCAACAGAUCUCCAAUUAUUGAUGUGUGACUUUGUCAAAAGGAGAAAAAAUCCAGGGGGCAAGUUAAAUGAUACAUGUCAACAGUGUGUUCAGCAAAUAAUUUUGGGUGAGGUUACUGUAACAUUGGAAGAUUCCUGGCUACUGAAUAGUUCGGUUUCCGGUGGGUAAAAAUGGACGUCACACAUUAUUGUUUCACUGAACUCAAAGU